Messenger RNA from Rhincodon typus (whale shark), 1422 nucleotides. It is a transcript of the gene hdac10, whose product is annotated as histone deacetylase 10. NCBI's taxonomy places the organism in Eukaryota, Metazoa, Chordata, Chondrichthyes, Orectolobiformes, Rhincodontidae. The transcript has 15 exons. Bases 37 to 1422 code for a protein of 461 amino acids. Gene Ontology annotation, molecular function: histone deacetylase activity. Gene Ontology annotation, biological process: chromatin organization. Gene Ontology annotation, cellular component: histone deacetylase complex. The record is from RefSeq and is a predicted model, not a curated record.
AAGUUUUCUAUCAUCGUCUUUGUUCAGGCAGAAGUCAUGGCUUUGAGAACAGGGUUGAUCUACAAUGAACAGAUGAAGAACUACAGUCUGCUGUGGGAUUUCCCAGUUUGCAGUAUCGAAAAACCAGAGCGACUGUCUGCUUCUCUUGAGAAACUGAAGUACUAUGGUCUUGUGGAAAGAUGCAUCCCACUAACUGUUCGAGAAGCUGUCGAAGAGGAAAUUUUGUUGGUUCACAGCUUGGAUUACAUAGAAGCUGUGAAAUCUACUGUAUCUAUGAAUAUUGAAGAACUGAAGGCAUUUUCCUAUAAUUAUAAUGAUGUAUAUUUUCAUCCUAAUUCUUACCACUGUGCCAAAGUAGCUCUGGGAGCAACUCUGCAGCUUGUUGAUGCAGUUAUGUUGGGUAAAGUAAGAAAUGGGAUGGCAUUGGUCAGACCUCCAGGUCAUCAUAGCCACAAGAGUGAAGCCUGUGGAUUUUGUAUCUUUAAUAAUGUAGCAAUAGCAGCCAAGUAUGCGAAAGAAAAACAUGGAGCAAAGAGAAUUCUGAUUGUUGAUUGGGAUGUGCAUCAUGGCCAAGGAACUCAGUACACGUUUGAGGAGGAUCCCACUGUUUUGUAUUUCUCAUGGCAUCGUUACGAAAACCAGCAGUUCUGGCCCAAUUUAAGGGACUCUGACUACAAUGCAAUUGGAAAAGGCAAAGGGGCCGGAUUCAAUGUAAACAUUCCAUGGAACAAGGCAGGAAUGGAAAAUGCUGACUAUCUGGCAGCUUUCUUCUAUGUUUUACUUCCUAUGGCUUAUGAGUUUAAUCCAGAAUUGAUUCUGGUUUCAGCUGGAUAUGAUACUGCAAUCGGAGAUCCUGAGGGUGAAAUGUGUGCUACACCUGAGUGUUUUGCUCAUCUGACACAAUUGCUGAUGCCACUAGCUAAUGGGAAACUCUGUGUUGUGUUAGAGGGAGGAUACAAUUUACGUUCCCUUUCAGAAUCUAUCUGUAUGACCGUCCGAGCAUUACUGGGAGACCCUGUGCCUCCCCUGGUUGGGGAAAUUGUGCCAUGCAUAAGUGCCAUAGAGUCUAUUCAAAAUGUGAAAGCUGUGCACCAGCCAUACUGGAAGUUUUUAAAAUAUCAAGAUGUACUUAUUAAUGAGACACAACUUAAGAAACAGAACUUUGGUUUUGAAGGAAGUGAUUCUGAAUCAAGUACGGUUACAAGUAAAGAAGAGAAGAAAGUUCCUACAGACUCUGAUGUGAGUCAAGAUUUUGAGGAGUUCAUGGAUUCCCACAUGAAGAAGGUUCUACUAUUAGCCCCGGCUGUAAGAACUGCUUUGGCUGGUUGUGGAGAAAAGCUAAACAAAUUGGAUCAAUGCCUUAAAGUAGAAGAGAGAAAAAUCACCAUAGAAGAAGCUGGAAUUCUCAACAGGUUAGUUUGA